UUUAGGCAGACUUCCCAAAGAAACUAGAGCGACUGCUCUCCUCAGUCAGUCUCGUGCUUCACUUCUGAAGAAACGGUUUGCGUACACACGCGAAGAACCCACCGGUUUUACCGUAAACGUUUUUUUAAUAACGGAUAAAGUUGACGGAAGUGGAACGGCGCGCUAAUGACCGUGCGGUGGUGUAUAAGGGGUUUACCACCCCGCGCUAGUUGGUUUAACGGACUUUUUGUUGGAUUAGUUUUGUUUGUUCACAAUUCAUAUGCAGAAACAGCAGGCAGUUGCAAAUAUCCAGGAUCACCUGCCCACUCCACAGUAGAAUUUUCAGAUGAAUCACUCGGUCCCAGUACGAUAGCAACGUACACAUGCGAAAGGGGAUUCGAGCUCCUGGGACCCCACAGGAGAAUCUGCGAGAAUGGCGUCUGGUUACCCGAAGGAAUUCCUUUUUGCGUUCUCAAUGUUGCUGCCGGAAAAGCUCCAAUGCAAGUCUCCACAGAAGGCGGCGGAAUUCCCCAAAAAGCAAUCGACGGUAGCACGAGCGCUUUUUUCAACGAGGACACCUGCACCCUCACGAAACCUGAAAAAACCCCCUGGUGGUACGUGAACCUGCUCGAACCUUACAUGGUGCAACUCGUGAGACUCGAUUUCGGUAAACCGUGUUGUGGGGUCAACAAGCCAGCAACUAUAGUAGUUCGAGUAGGAAACAACCGACCGGACUUAGGCACCAACCCAAUUUGCAAUAGAUUUACUGGAUUCUUAGAGGAAGGACAGCCCCUGUUCCUGCCUUGUAACCCUCCCAUGCCUGGAGCAUUCGUCAGUGUUCACUUGGAAGUACCUACUGCCAAUCAACUCUCGAUUUGUGAGGCGUUCGUUUAUACUGAUCAGGCAUUACCCAUUGAAAGAUGUCCCCAGUUCAGAGAUCAACCUCCGGGUAGUACUGCAACUUAUAAUGGGAAAUGUUAUGUGUUCUACAAUAGAAAUCCAAUGAAAUUUAGGGAUGCUUUACAAUUUUGUCGUAGCAGGGGUGGCACCCUUGUAGACGAGAGUAAUCCAGCGUUACAAGGAUUUAUUAGUUGGGAAUUAUGGAGAAGACAUAGAAGCGACUCACAGGGCCAAUACUGGAUGGGAGUUGUUAGAGAUCAACAAGUUGGUGGCUGGCAAUGGCUAAAAGGGGAUGAAGUGACAGUGUCUUUCUGGAAUUUACCUGUGGGUACAGGAAACUGUGCCAGAUACGAUGGCAGCAAAGGAUGGCUUUGGUCGGAUACAGACUGUAAUAGAAGGCUAAAUUAUAUUUGCCAACAUCAACCUAAAGCUUGUGGCCGUCCAGAACAACCGCCAAACUCAACAAUGUUGGCGCCCAACUUCGAUGUGGGAUCAGUGGUAGAAUAUUCAUGUGACGAAGGUCACCUUCUGGUAGGACCCACCAUGAGAACUUGCCUUGAAACUGGAUUUUACAAUGAGUUUCCACCAGUUUGCAAACGUAUCCAAUGCGGCUAUCCAGCUGAUAUACCUAAUGGAGAAUACUCUUUAGUUAAUGAUUCAGUUGGAUACUUAAGCAGGGUGGUUUAUAGCUGCUUUGAGGGUUACGAGAUGAUUGGCAGGGCGCAAUUGGCCUGCGAUAUUGACGAGCGUUGGAACGGACCACCACCACGUUGUGAACCUGUCCAGUGUGAGCCUCCUCCAGAAGUACCAAAUGCCAUCAUGGAGCUGGUCAGCAAUGAAACUGUAUUUGGUACAGAAGUCGAUUAUAUGUGCGAAAAGGGGUACAUCCUGGUGGGGCCAGCGAAAAUUACUUGCAUGGCUAAUGGACAGUAUGACUCCUUACCCCCAACUUGCCAAGUUGACCCUAACCUAACUUCAACGACACAACAAACAACUGAGGCGCCGACCAACAGGCCACCAAUAUCAACAACUAUUCUUACGUCAACAACUUCUACUACGGCAACCUCUACAACGAAAUCCAGAAGCCGAACACCAAGACCUCCACCAACAACGAUAAGGGCCAGCAAUGAUAUCACUAAGAUUACUACAAGAACCAGAAAACCUCAAAACCAGCAGCCUGGAAAGUCGAUAUCUACCAUGAUUACUGGCUCCAAAAAACCUGCGAUUAUCAUUACUGGACAUCCUCAGGAUAACGAAAUUGCCGGAUCUUCUAAUAACAUACAACACGGAGAAGGACCAAACGUGAACGUACCUCUCUCAGUAGACGAGGAACGAAGAGAACCAUUUGGAGCGAGACUGAACGUUGGCGCCAUAAUAGCUCUAGGCGCUUUUGGUGCAUUCAUAUUCUUGGCAGCGAUAAUCACAACCGUUGUGAUACUAGUAAGAAGAAAUCAAAGUGCCAAACACUAUCGUCAUCGAGCCUCACCCGAUUGUAACACGGUCGCCUCAUUCGACUCAUCCAGUUCCGAGUCGAGACACGGAGGCCUCAAUCGGUACUACCGUCAGGCGUGGGAGAACCUCCACGAGUCGGCGGGAUCAAAGUCCGGCCUAAAGCCCGGCCAACACAGUAACGGCAGUCACUCGCCACUACGCAGAAAAGAAACGAUGGACGAGCCCUACCGAGCGCGAGAUGAACGACAUCGCGACAGUUCGGAAAUGGUCGUGGGUGCCGAAAAGAAACGACAUCAUCACCACCAUCAUCACCAUAGUAAUAGGCCGCCCCCUACCGGGGGACAUAAGAGGUACUGACAUCCGUCUAUGAUGGUUAUACGGGUGCGGAUCGAAGGGUAAGGGGUUAGGGAUUUAAGUUAAGAUAUUAUUUAUCGAAAUUAAUUAUGUCUGAGGAUUUGAUCAUUGUAUUGAUAUUGUCGCUGAUUAAUGCGAUUAUCAAAUUUUAUAUUUUUGUGCAAGCUUAUUGUGUCUUGUAGCUGAUAUGUUUAAUACCAUCAAGUUUUAUGACAAAAAUAUGCGGUGCCAUUGUAAAAAGGCAACUAACUGAAGUAUUAAUAAUUUAAUUAAAUUAUCUUCUGGUGCUUAAAGUUUGCAAAUUAAAAUCAUUUUAUAUAAAAAUUGCUGUUAGGGCAAUCUAGUACAAAAAACAUCAGUCAUUAGUUUUCCUUUUAGUGGCUUCUCAUUUGCAAUACUUUAAAAGCUUGCAUUAUUAAGUUAGGUAGUGUGAGCAACCUCUAGUUGUUGUGCAUUAAAAUACCAGUAAGAUGUUGCACGGUUGGAAGCCAGUUUAAAGAGUUAACUUACAGUUAAGGCAAUCUUGCUUAAAUUUUAAACAAGUCGCUAAAAUCAGAAUCGACUGUGUUAUAAGUAUUUAAAAGAGCAGGAUGAUAGUAAAUAAGUUGGUAAAUUAAUUAAUAUCAACUAUAUUAAUUAAUUAUAGUUCAUUAUCAUAAGACUCUUUUCAAUUUAUUUCCAACUUUUGUGCAAUUUUGCCUAAAUGCACUUGAAUUUAAUAAGACUUUAAAUAGUCUUACAAUUUUUAAAAGAAAACUUGAUUAUUAGAGAAAUUAUACAUAACGAUAAGUGCGCGUAGUUUAGUUUAAAGCAAUUUACAAAAACUAGUGAUAAUAAUUAAGUAUAACUAGUAAAAAGAUAUAAAUCUUAAGUUAAAUAUAAUAUACCGUUAAGCAUUAAAAUAAGAGUGAUAUGCAU
This is a messenger RNA of Anthonomus grandis grandis, 3603 nucleotides long. RefSeq lists its product as uncharacterized. NCBI's taxonomy places the organism in Eukaryota, Metazoa, Arthropoda, Insecta, Coleoptera, Curculionidae. The coding region runs from base 166 to 2688 and encodes 840 amino acids. The record is from RefSeq and is a predicted model, not a curated record. The transcript is spliced from 14 exons.